GGGUCCUGGAUCCGCCACUGUCUCCCUACCAGGAGACAAGUCAUGUUCAAGCAGGAUCUCCAAGAUCCCAACAUGCCCUCUCGUGGCUGCAAUAUGAACUGGAUUCAUGCCUUGAUCGUGGAGCCACCAGAGCAUCUCAGGGGCUGCGGAUAACAAUUUUUUGGCAAUCUCAACGUGCCCUACUGCAGCUGCAAUGUGAAGAGAUGAUGAAUUUUUGGAGUCGACAUCUCGAGCUAGCUCUGAGUUUAUCCUCAUCAACUCUUCCACGACGCCCACUUGUCCCACCAGUGUUGCUACAUGAAGGAGAUUUCUUGAACGAGCGAAUGAAACUUGAUCAACAAGAAAUGGAUCUUGUUGCACAAGUAUUUGGAAAGUUGCUACAUCUCCCCUCGUUGCAGCAUCAUAUAGUUUCUUUUCCGGUGUUUCUGAAGCACUUGCUUCGGCCUUUGAAGUUUUGUGAAUCAACAAUCAGCAGUAAUGGCUCAGCAUGCAUUCAGUGUCCAGAAAAGAGACUUAAAGGGGCUGUGGCUAGCUCAAGCUGUGAUGAUCCUGGUAAGAUAUGA
Salvia splendens (bonfire salvia) is the source of this 563-nucleotide messenger RNA. RefSeq lists its product as uncharacterized. Bases 204 to 563 code for a protein of 119 amino acids. The record is from RefSeq and is a predicted model, not a curated record. The transcript is spliced from 3 exons. NCBI's taxonomy places the organism in Eukaryota, Viridiplantae, Streptophyta, Magnoliopsida, Lamiales, Lamiaceae.